AUGGCAGACUCAGCCACCCUCAUAGCUACCUGGUUCACACCUUCUUCCGUCUUCAUCGUCGUUAACCUCGUCAUCGCCACCAUAGCACUCACUUCGCGCUUCACUAAGCAACUCCACCAACCCCAACCCCAACGACUCGUUCGAACCCCCUCACUAUUAGAACGUGUCAGCUCCUUCAACUUCGCUCUCUACAAACACCAACCAACCCAUGCAGAAAUAGAACACAUCCAACCCCAAGGACCCGAACCCGAACCUGAAAACCCGCAACUAAUUCGGACUCCCUCGCUUCUGCAGCGGCUUCAGUCCAUGAACUUCUCCCGCUUCUACAGAUCGGAGGAAGAGGAUCCGGGUCGCGAUUCGGGUAAUUCGGAGUUAAGGAAAUCGGCGAGCGAGAACGCGGGUUCAGUGAAGGGAGAGUGGGAGGAUGAAGGGUCGACGGUGGAGCAGCGGAGGCCGGCGACGGCGAGGGGUGGAAUGGUGUCGUGGAGAGGGGACGAAGAGGUUGACGCGAAAGCUGAUGAUUUCAUUAACAGGUUCAAGAAGCAGUUGCGGUUGCAGAGGGUUGAUUCCGUUCUUCGUUACAGAGAGAUGCUGAGAAGAGGUAAAACCCUCCACACAUCCGCCAGGAAUGCGGCAGUGUUGCCGGCGGAGAUAAGCUGGCGAAAAAUCGCCGACAACAAAAAUACUACAGUUUUCUUGCCGUCGAUGAACUUAACCGCCUUGAAAAAGAGCAUCUCAAUGGUUCGAAGCAGCGUUAAUUUAACCUUCGUUGUUCUCCUCGUCGACGCGCGAUUCGCCAUCAUCGUCACCGUUCAUUGCGGAACCUGUGACUCCGCCUAUUUCUAUUUCUUCUCCGAGGGAUGGACCACCGGCAACAUGGGGUUGAAGUUCCCAAAAGGGUGGUGUUGA
Abrus precatorius (Indian licorice) is the source of this 909-nucleotide messenger RNA. Its product is annotated as pathogen-associated molecular patterns-induced protein A70-like. NCBI's taxonomy places the organism in Eukaryota, Viridiplantae, Streptophyta, Magnoliopsida, Fabales, Fabaceae. The transcript is spliced from 2 exons. The record is from RefSeq and is a predicted model, not a curated record. The coding region runs from base 1 to 909 and encodes 302 amino acids.